AUGUCUCUCGCCGGUCUUUUAAGCUUCGUCGAGAGCCUCGACCCCCGUGGAGAGCUACGAGGAAUAUCAUACAGCCUGACAAACAACUUCCAGCUGGGCUAUACCGAUGAAGCAUUCAGCCCCUUCCAGUGUAUCCCAUAUGGAACCUGGGAGAAUUACGACCAGCCCCAGUCCCCGAUCCCCAGCGUUUUGGAGCAGGCCUUUUCCGAGACCAUUGUGCAGGGCCACCAGAUCGACGGCCAACUAGACACGAGGUACUCCUUCAUAGAUAUUCUGCAGCUACAGCAGCCCUAUCCGCUCUUCUUCACCGAGCCGCUGCUCGAGGGGCCAGACAAGGGUAAGAGUCUGGUCGAGGUCUUGGCCGACACGGUCAACUCGAUAGAUCCGGACGUCACGCCGGUGAUUCGAUAUGUCGUCGGGAACCCGACCCCUCCGCCGACUGGUCCGUCACCGGCCGAAUAUGUGCAGGCCUUUUGGCCGCAGGCCAAUAACCAGUCGAUCUUUACCCAUCCAAAGGCCCUGCUGUAUGUUGGGUCUUUCAACCCAGAUAUUGAACUGGCUCAAGACCUUGGGCAGGUAGUAGACCGAUGGAUCAAGGCAUUGGUCGCCGAUGUAGAUGGUGGAGAAACGAUAUAUAAAGCGAUCUCAAACGUAGCAAACACCAUAAUCACCGAUUCCGUCGGGGGACCCAUCCCCCCAGUUACGUGGAAUCACGCCAAGAUCGUCGCCGUGAACGGGAGGGCUCUUCUCACCGGGGGUGGCAACUACUUUGACCUGUACGCGUCCGGGCAGGACAGCCUCAUUGACAACGAUAUUACAGUCCUUGGGGAUGCCGCCGUCACUGCGCACAACUACGCAGACUAUCUUUGGGGAUACUUAAACAGCAAUCACCAAGGCUACGACAACGCUUCACAAGCGUGGUCAACCCUUCUCUCCAACCCGGCCCCCGAGGGAGGCAUACCCCUCGCCCAGGACCCGGCACCCAUGUUCCCUACCGACACGCCUGGGCUCACGGGCGACGUACCGGUGCUGGCGCUGAGCAAAAUCGGCAAUUUCAACCCGGCGGGCGCAAUCGAGUACCCGGCGCAGGUCCUGACGGCGAUCAGGGACAUCUUGUACCAGCUCGUAUGGGCCGAGAAGCCCACUUGGCUUCCGUUCAUCGUCGAACUCACCAGCGACAAGAGGCUCGAAUCCACCUUUGAGGAUGUCGGCGUCAGCCCGGCGAGCUGGGCCAGCCGGGCGGCGCGGGCUCAGGUUGUCUCGCAGGCUCAGGACUAUGUUUUCCUCUCGCAGGCGAUGCUGGUCAACUGGGUGCUGGUUCCGGUGACGUCUUGGCAGAAGCUUGUGGCGCAGAUCAACAGCGAUAUGGAUAUCAACUGGGACGGGAAGAUCUGGCCGUUUGACCUUCUCAUCUCCAUAGCCAAAGCAAUCACAACCAUAGAGCACAACCACAAAGGUGACCCGGACCCCUCCAAAGCCGUCUACAUCAUGGUCAGUCAGUUUGCCAGCCCCACGGACCCGGGACCAGAGGGAUACCAGGACACAACGACCAUCGCGGACCUGACGAGCCGCGUGACCGCGAUUCUGAAAGAGGUCGGAAGGUUCUCGGAUGACGAAGCAGCCGAUGUCAUGGCUCGUCGGUUCCUCGUCAAGCGCAGCGUGCUCGCACCGCCGCCCGGGUCGGACGAGUCGGCCGAGCCGCAGGUCAAGAAGCUGCACACAAAGGUGGUGGAUGUGGACGGGAAGCUGCUAUACUUUGGGUCGGACAACGCAUACCCGCAGUGGAACGAGCAGUUUGGGGUGUGGAUCGAGGAUGCGGACAGGAUCAAGGCGUGGGAGGAUGGCUUCUUUUGGGGGUUUUGGCAGAGGGCUAUUAAUUCGACCCAGUGA
Molecule: messenger RNA, 1890 nt
Organism: Pyricularia grisea
Lineage: Eukaryota; Fungi; Ascomycota; Sordariomycetes; Magnaporthales; Pyriculariaceae
Exons: 4
Coding region: 1-1890 (629 amino acids)
Source: RefSeq, a predicted model, not a curated record